AUGCCAGACGAAGAAGUUGAUAGAGAUUUUAAGUUUCCAGUUCUUCUUAAGUUAAUUUCUGAAUAUGUUGAGCAAUAUGAAUGGGAGAAAAAGAAUCCUCUUACAACCGAAAACUUCAUUGAAUCGAAAUUUCGUCUCAAGAUUGUUACGGAUCUUGCUAAUCGAAUCAAAAUUCUGAAUAGAUGGUUGCUGCAAAUAUCCUCCAAUCCAAUUUCUUCAUUUAUGUUUUCGAUCUCGGAGUCGUCGGCGAUCAGCUUCAGGGUGACUUUUGAAAGUGAAGAUUGA
This is a messenger RNA of Clunio marinus, 285 nucleotides long. Lineage: Eukaryota; Metazoa; Arthropoda; Insecta; Diptera; Chironomidae. The record is from the annotation of a GenBank genome assembly.